Apus apus (common swift) is the source of this 3390-nucleotide messenger RNA. RefSeq names its product SEC16 homolog B, endoplasmic reticulum export factor (gene SEC16B). Gene Ontology annotation, cellular component: endoplasmic reticulum exit site; ER to Golgi transport vesicle membrane. Lineage: Eukaryota; Metazoa; Chordata; Aves; Apodiformes; Apodidae. The transcript has 26 exons. The coding region runs from base 260 to 3343 and encodes 1027 amino acids. The record is from RefSeq and is a predicted model, not a curated record. Gene Ontology annotation, biological process: Golgi organization; COPII vesicle coat assembly; autophagy.
UGGACUUUGGCAGCUGCACCCGGGGAGCAGAAGAGAAGGGCCCCGGGGGCCUCCCAGCAGGGUUUCUUCUGCAUGGGACCAUUAAUACAAAUCCAGUGUCCACUUGAACAGCUGCAUUCUUGUUGGAGCUAAAAGUCAGUUGGAGAUCCCCGUUCCCGCUCCGUCUCAUGUGAACGAGGCUCCACGUUUCCCUGCCUCUGUCCCUACACUUUGCUUUGAGAAUAACUCUCCUUGUCCUGCUCGUAGCUAGAACCUGGUGAUGGACCCCCGGGCCCCUGCCUGGCUGCCCCAGCCAGCCCUGGGGGGGUGGGGAGAGGCUCAGCAUGGCCCCCCACCCCAGCCCCGACGGCAGCUCCUCCGUGCAGGACCCCCAGCCCGGCCUGGCUCCUGGGAUGGGAGCCACCUUCCCAGCCAACCCUGGGAUGAGGGUCACCAGCCCCGGAGGAGUGCCCAUGGACCUGUUUCCUGGGCUGAGUACCCCAACCAGCCAUACUCCAGGCAAGGAUAUGAAGACCCCCACUGGCAGUAUCGAGCAGGCACUUAUGGGGAUGACUACACCUACCAAAGCCACCAGUGGCAGCCGGUGGCCUGGCAGGGUGACAGAGGUACAGGGUUAUCCUUUGGCUCUGGGGAUGAGGGCAGCUCGCUUGAAAGGAGAAGAGACCUGAGGCAGGGAGAGACUUACAGCAAGAGUACCAAGUACCAGGACCAGCACUACUACAGGGGGUACCACCCCAACCUAGCUGCCAGCCCCCCGGGGCAGGACAGGACUCAGGCCUACAGCUCCUCUGAGGACAACUAUAUCCUGGCUGCCAGGAGGGCAGGGGGAGAAACCCUCAGCAGUGAUUUGGGGGAGACUGGGGGCCAGCCCCAAGAGCCCGCGGGCCAGCCCAGCCUGCUCCUGCAGUACCGGGAGGCAGGGCUCAGCUCCAGCAGCCACGAGCUCAGCCAGUACAUCCGUGAUGGUGCUGACAGCUACGGCCCUACACCUCUGGGGAUCUGGAGCCCAGCACCAGCAGGGGGGCCCUUGGUGUCCAGCCCAGCCCUGGUGGUACCCCUCAAGUUUUCACUGCCACAUGUGGCCAUCUGCUUUGGAGCUGGAGGCCAGCUGGUGCUGGUGUGUCCCCACCACCCUGCUGAGGGCCAGCUAGCCCACGUGGAAAUACACAGCAUGGAGAUAAUCCUUCAAGACACCAAAGAGCUGGAGGAGCUGCAGGCCUUUCCAGGGCCCCUGGCCAGGGAAGACCUGCACAAGGGGGACGUGAUGACGUUUUGUCAGCAGAAGAUCACAAGCUGUGAUCUCUCAACACAGAGGGGCAGGGAUUCAGCUCUUCUCUGGAAACUCCUGGUCCUCCUCUGCCGGCAGAACGGGUCCAUGGUGGGCUCAGACACGGCGGAGCUGCUGAUGCAAGACUGCAAGGGCCGGGAGAGGUACAAGAGGCAAGACCCCCCGACAAACCUGGUGGGCCUGACGGACGAUGAGUGGGUGUCGCGUCAGCCGGGGACGCUGGACCUCAUCACAGGGGAGGUCCCUCCCGUGGUGGAGACACAGGCACAGAUAGUGGAGAAGUUCACCAAGCUCCUCUACUAUGGCAGGAAGAAAGAUGCUCUGGUCUGGGCCAUGAGGAACCAGCUGUGGGGCCAUGCCCUCUUCCUCUCCAGCAAGAUGGACCCUCGGACUUACAGCUGGGUGCUCACUGGGUUCACCAGCACACUGGCCACAAAUGACCCCCUGCAGACCCUCUUCCAGCUCAUGUCAGGAAGGAUCCCUCAGGCAGCUCUGUGCUGUGGGGAUGCCACAUGGGGAGACUGGAGGCCUCACCUGGCUGUGCUGCUGUCCAACAAGGUUGGAGACAUGGAGCUGAACCACCGGGCCAUCAUCUCCAUGGGGGACACUCUGGCUGGCAGGGGGGCAGUGGAAGCAGCUCAUUUCUGCUACCUGAUGGCAGACACUCCUUUUGGCUACUUUGGGGCCAAGACAGACCGCAUGGCUCUGCUGGGCAGCAGCCACUGUCAGACAUUUGCCCAGUUUGCCAGGACAGAGGCCAUCCAGAGGAUGGAGAUCUUCGAGUACUGCCAGCAGCUCCGACAGCCUGAAGCCUUACUGCUCCCCUUCCAGGUGUACAAGCUCCUCUAUGCCUCCCGCCUGGCCGACCACGGGCUCCCAGCCCAGGCCCUGCAGUACUGUGAGCACAUUGCCACUGCACUCCUGGGCCAGGGCCCAGCCACCCACCCUGUCCUGGCCCAACAAGUGAUGAAGCUAGCUGAGAGGCUGAAGCUCUCUGACCCAUUGCUCCUGGAGAUGCCAGAGCAGGACCAGACACUGGAGCCAGAAUGGCUGGUACAGCUCCGAGCCUGCUGCCAGGAGUGGGAGGUGGAAGAUGACCUCCCUCCGGAGGUGGCACCUGCUCAGUUAGAGCUCUCCUGUGCUGCUGCCUCGACUGCAGAUGGAGAGUCUGGCCAGGAGCUUUCACAGGGUGAUGAAGGCUACCAGUAUGACCAGUGGUACGAGCCUCUGCCACUCCGGGUACCCAGCUCCCAGGAGGAUGUGUCUCUUCGGUCCCCAGCACCUGCUCAGGUCACAGCAUCACCCCAGCUCAGCGUUGGGCAGGAGCUCCAGCCCCCAGGGAGGGCUGCCCCUCCGGGAGGGGUUUUUGUUGAGCCCCCUCCAGAGGUGGUGUCACCAGCAGGAGAAGCUGGGGAGCCCCAGGGCACCCUACUCUCCCUCAGGGACAUGCAGCCAUCCCUCCCAGCAGGACAGGAUGAGUUCAAGGCAAGGGCUCGGACCAUCUCGGAAUGUUCCACUGUCUCCUUGGAAGAUGACAGCAGGCCUUCCUUGGAGAGUGCAGCUGAAGAUGCUGAUGAAAAGCCAGCACCAGCAGAGGCUGUGAAGGCAGGUGAAGAUAAGGGCUCUGGAUUCAGGUGGUUUGGCUGGUUUCGGUCAAAGCCCACCAAGGAGACAUCUCCUACAGCCACACCUGAGGCAGCCUCUGACUCCCCCACACCGGAAUCACAGGAACAGACAUCUCCAUCCUCCCUCAGUGCUCCUCUGGCUGCUGGGACAGGGGCUUCGGCGCUGCCUCUGCUCAGAAACCCCAGAGGAAUGCAAGGUGAAAAUUCCUUUUCUAUGAUUCCAGUGUCUACCGAGGUGAAAGGCUCGUGGGGCACAGAUGGUGGGGAGCCAGCAGGAGAGCAGCCUUUCCAGGUCAACUCCCAUCAACCUCUUCCACCAGUGAGAACAAUCCCCCUCUUCAACCCUACCCAGGUCUCCCAGCUCGUUGCUGCCUCUCGACCCAGCCAACCCAGGCUGCUUUCCCAGCGUCGCUACCCCAACCCUCUGUGAGCAGGGGGGGCAGAAAUAACAGUGGAAAGGUUUUAACCAAAAAAAAA